CAAUAAUGAAGCUUUUGUUCUAGACUGUGCCAAUCUGGUCAUACCGACAUGCUGUUGCUGGUAUUACUCACCAUUAUUCUAACCGCACACUCGCUUACCUGUUAUAAUGGAGGAAGGCUUCUUAGCACGACAGCAGUUGGCGAAUCAGUCGAAGAAUGCCCUCCAAGCGCUUACUGCUACAACAUGACAGCUAAAGUUGCGUUCUUCGUUGAUGCCAUAAAAACAGGUUGCUCUACUUGGAGAUGUAUGCUGGCGCGGGACACAUGCAUCACGACCACAUUCCAAAUGAUUCCGGUGAGCUUCUGCUGUUGUAGUCACGAUCGCUGCAAUGUUGCGGAAAAUUUGGCCUAUGGUAGCAUUGCUGAAGGAAAUGGAAGACUUGGUGAGGGUGGGAAAGACAGUAGCAACGUUGAUGGAAACGCAGGAGCAUGGGGAGGCGGAAAUAACGAUGGAGCCAAUCAAGACGGUUAUGGUGAUAAUACUAACGAUAACAAUUUUAACGGAUGGGGGAAAAGUAACGACGGGCAAAGCGGCAACAAUGGAGGAAACACAGGAGGAUGGGGAAGAGGGGACAGCAGACGAACGAACAAUGGCUAUGAUGAUAAUAACAACAAUAACUAUAAUGGAUGGGGGAACAAAUACGAUGAGAAAACCACAAUAUAUCCUCGCUUGCCUUCGGAUUCCGGCUCUAGAGGUAGCUGGUGGGAUCCAAAGCAAAUCAAGGAUAAGUUCAACGACUUCGACGUUGACAAUCGAGAAGACGAUGCCGGAGGAGACGAAGUGUUCGAAAAGGUAGAUGUACGCUUUACGACUAGACCUCCACGAAGACUUCCCUCGUAUAAUAAAGCACCGGGCAUCUCUACAGGCCGGCAGGGAAGUACAGGAGGCGAAGGAAGAGAAAUUGAACUUGAUGUUUGAUCUUUAUCGAUUCUGAAUCUUGCUGAUAAUCGUUCACGCCAUACAUCUAUCUAAUGCUGUAAGUACUGAAUGCCAUAUAGGCACUAUAUGCAUCUUUUGAUGCUCAUCAAUUACUAGCCU
This is a messenger RNA of Cylicocyclus nassatus, 1038 nucleotides long. The record is from the annotation of a GenBank genome assembly. NCBI's taxonomy places the organism in Eukaryota, Metazoa, Nematoda, Chromadorea, Rhabditida, Strongylidae.